CGAAAUAAAUAAAAAAUAAAAUCAAUCAAUCUCAAUUUGAAAGAAAUAAGAACCUGCUGUGGCGAAAAGAACUUUGAGCAAACAAUAACAACAAAAACAAAUAAAAAAAAAAGACGAAAUUACGUUUAUUUUCGUGAGGCUCAGCUGAUUGCACAUAUCAAGGUGAAUUUUCUUAUAGAAAAUAUGCUGGACCUGGAGAUACUGCCCGAAAUCUCGCUGGGCUGUGAAGCCUGGGAGUUUGUGCUGGGCAUGCACUUCUCACAGGCCAUAGCGAUAAUACAAUCCCAGGUGGGCAUCAUAAAAGGUGUGCAGGUGCUCUAUUCCGACACCGAUCCGCUGGGCGUGGACAUUAUAAUCAAUCUGCCGCAGGACGGGCUACGUUUGAUAUUUGAUCCAGUUGUGCAACGCCUAAAGACCAUCGAAGUGUUCAAUAUGAAGCUGGUGAAGCUGAAAUAUGGUGGCGUUUACUUUAACUCACCUGAAGUGCUGCCAAGCAUAGAACAAAUUGAACAUUCGUUCGGCGCCACACAUCCUGGCGUAUAUGAUGCUGCCAAGCAAUUGUUUGCCUUGCAUUUUCGUGGACUUAGCUUCUAUUUUCCCGUGGACAGUAAACUGCAUCCGGGCUAUGGACAUGGCAUGAGCUCUCUGGUAUUUUUGAACGGCGCUUCUCCUGUGGUAUCCAAAAUGUCGCUCUAUGCGGGCAGCAAUUGCACAGAGAAUCGUGCACCUUCACUGCCGCUGCCCUGCUAUUAUCGACAAUUGUAUUUGGAAUCAGCAACUGUGAUUCGAAGCAGCUAUGGUCAUACCGAGGGACUCAAGCUGAAACUCUUCACCGAGGGUUCGGGUCGUGCCUUGGAGCCGCGUCGUCAGUGCUUCACACGUGAGCUGCUCUUUGGCGACAGCUGCGAGGAUGUCGCCACAAAUCUAGGCGCACCCAAUCGAAUUUUCUUCAAGAGCGAGGACAAAAUGAAAAUACACAGCUCGAGUGUUAAUCGCCAGGUGCAAAGCAAACGCAGCGAUAUAUUCUUUAACUAUUUUACGCUUGGCUUGGAUGUUUUGUUCGAUGCACGCACACAGACCUGCAAGAAGUUUAUACUGCACACCAAUUAUCCGGGACACUUUAAUUUCAAUAUGUACCAUCGCUGCGAAUUCCAAUUUCAGCUAGAAACGGAUCAUGCCAGCGAAUGUGAUAGCAAACAGGAUCAUGUUAACGUAACUGCCUAUACCAAGUGGAAUGAGAUUAGCGGCUCACUGGUCACCUCGGAGCGUCCUGUGGUGCUGCAUCGUGCCAGCUCCACCAACACUGCGAAUCCCUUUGGUUCAACCUUCUGUUAUGGUUACCAGGAUCUCAUCUUCGAGGUUAUGCCCAACAAUCAUAUAGCAUCGGUUACGCUUUAUAAUACCGCACCGCCCAGACAGCCACCACAGUCCUGGGAGCAGCACAAAAUGCAGGACAUUCGACUCACAGUCGCCUAAGCCUCCGCAACACUCAGACACUUUUUAAAGAAAACAAACAACAACAAAAUGAUGAUCUAACCUAGCUUAAUAUAAUUAGUAGUUACAUUAUUAUAUAGUAAUAUUCUAGCUGCUAAGCAAAUUGAUCAGACACUCAUACGUAUAUACAUCAUAUAUAUGAUUUCGAAAGCGAUACUAUCUUAUAUUCCAUUCAUUGUGUUAAAGUUCACCCACUCAAUUGACAAUUUAGCCACGUAAAUUUUUUAAUUGUAAUUGUCGUUAAAAUAUCUAAAUAUUUUAAGCUCAAAACGUGU
Messenger RNA from Drosophila busckii, 1769 nucleotides. RefSeq names its product UPF0183 protein CG7083. Lineage: Eukaryota; Metazoa; Arthropoda; Insecta; Diptera; Drosophilidae. The record is from RefSeq and is a predicted model, not a curated record. The transcript is spliced from 2 exons. Bases 184 to 1476 code for a protein of 430 amino acids. Gene Ontology annotation, cellular component: trans-Golgi network. Gene Ontology annotation, biological process: Golgi to plasma membrane protein transport.